This is a messenger RNA of Lindgomyces ingoldianus, 2301 nucleotides long. Its product is annotated as cytoplasmic dynein-like protein 1 intermediate chain 2. Gene Ontology annotation, cellular component: cytoplasmic dynein complex. Lineage: Eukaryota; Fungi; Ascomycota; Dothideomycetes; Pleosporales; Lindgomycetaceae. Gene Ontology annotation, molecular function: dynein heavy chain binding; dynein light chain binding. The transcript has 3 exons. The record is from RefSeq and is a predicted model, not a curated record. Gene Ontology annotation, biological process: transport along microtubule. The coding region runs from base 187 to 2301 and encodes 704 amino acids.
AGCACUCCUUCUCCCCCUUCACGCUGAGCUGCUGGUGACUUGAAGGAAUUUAAUGGUAGAUAUCCGCCUGCCUACCCAGCCCUCCUUGGCUACGAGCUUUAUCCGUUUAGAUACUUUCAACAACGCCCACAACAAUAAUAGCUUCCCCUCAUCGAACUGAACCGUCCGCAUAUCCGCAUCUUCACCAUGGACUCCGCGGCGCAACAACGCCGCGAUGAAAUCCUCGCCAAGAAGGCCAAGCUCGCAGAAAUGCGGCGGCAACGUGAGCUUCGGAGAGAAACGUCAACGAGUCGGCAGUCACUCAGUUCUCCCUCAGACCUAGCACAACCAACCCCCAGCCGUGCCGAGCAAAGACGCGACGUUGAGUCCAUUCUCUCCGGCAUCCUCGGCGACAGAGACAGCAGACCAAGCUCUACGGGCCCUGGAUCGCCCGCCGGAGGCCGCGCAACGAGGCCCACGUCUGUGAUUAGUGCAGGACAACUGAGCAGCGACAAUGAAGUGCAGACGUCAUCGUAUGCACCUGCAGUGGGCAUGGUCGACCGCGAAAUGCAGACCCUGUCAAUAGCGCCCCUCGCCACCGUCUUUGAAUUCGACGCGGAGCCCCAGAAGGAGAUUAUCACGUACAACAAGGGGGUGCAAACUAGCUCGGAAUGGUCACCACUGAAGUCAAGGGGUGUGGGAGAUAGCGACGAGGAGAGAGAUGAGAGUCCGACGCGGACGCCGCGGGCGAGCAAGAGGCUGAGUCGGAGGCAGAAAGAAAGGGAUGACGAGAUUCGGAUGAAUCUGCGCAAGGAGAUUGAGGAGGAGAUCAAAUCUGCACAACAAGCUGGUCUGGAUGCAGGCGUAGCACAGGCGGGGUCGAAGGAGAAUUUUCCGUUCAAGACGUUGACUAAUGAGGAGUUGAAUGCAAUGCAGAGCUCUGAUGAUUUCUUCAGUUUUGUGGAGAGGAGUACGAAGGUAUUGGAGAGGGCGCUAGACCAGCAGUAUGAUAUUCUAGCUGAUUAUGCACUGGCGGGUGUGGAGGUGGAUGAGGAAGACGAAGGGUAUGGGUCUACGGGUGGGAAGAAGGGGAGGAGAAUAAAGGAGAUUGCGCAGUUUUGGGACGAGAGGUGGAGUAAGAAGAGAAUGAUUUCGGAUUUGGGGUUUUCUGCCAAGUUUCCAGAGCUCGUCCUAGCUUCCUACACAAAGAAUCCCUCCGCACCCCACGACCCGGACGGCCUCAUCCAAGUCUGGAAUCUACACAUGCACGACCGUCCCGAGUAUAUAUUCCACGCACAAUCCGACAUCUUGACCGCGAAAUUCUCACCCUUUCAUCCAAACCUCAUCAUCGGCGGUGCAUACUCAGGCCAAGUCCUGCUUUGGGACACCCGGGCCAAAUACGCUCCAGUCCAGAAGACACCACUUACAGGCUCCGGCCACACACAUCCCGUCUACUCUCUCGAUAUCGUGGGAACCCAAAACGCGAAUAAUAUCAUUUCAUGCUCCACGGACGGCGUGGUCUGUGGCUGGACUGUCGACAUGCUCUCCCAACCCCAAGAAUUCCUCGAACUUGCUUCACCACCUCCAGCAAAAACAGACGACAUGGCAGUAACAUGCAUCGCGUUCCCGCAAUCCGAUCCAACAUACUUCCUCGCCGGCACAGAAGAAGGUUCCAUCUACCCCUGCCACCGCUACGAUCGCGCCGGCGCAAAAGCCGGCGUAGACGGCCGCGUAAAAUACUCUGGCCACGCAGCCCCAGUCAUGAGUCUGGAUUUCCAUCCCGCAAAAGGCGCCAUCGAUCUCGGAGACCUUGUCCUCUCCUCAAGCGUCGACUGGAGCGUCAAACUCUGGAAAGUCCGGCCACCUGCCGCUACUGGUGGGGCUAGCAAUCACUCCGCCCCAGGUGCGUCCCAAAUCGUCACUCCUCUCCUAGAUAUCGCGCGUGAGGACCUGGUCUAUGAUGUCCGCUGGUCUCCGGCUAAACCCUCGGUCUUCGCGCUCGUAGACGGCGCGGGGAGUCUGGAGAUCUGGGAUUUGAAUGUUGAUGUUGAGGUUCCGGUGCAGAAGGUUUCGCCGAGUGAGAACAAACGGGGGCCUUUUGCGGCGUUGCAGUCAGGAAUGGGCUAUAUGAACCGGAGUCUGAACAAGGUGGCUUGGGAGAGAAAUGAGGGGAGGAGAGUGGGUGCCGGGGGAAUGGAUGGCGUUGUUACUGUGUUUGAGGUUGGUGUGGAGUUAGGGGGGUUGGAGAGGAGGGGGGAGGAGUGGAGUGGGGUUAAGAGGUUAGUUGGGAGGUUGGAGGGUGGGGAGGUUAGUGGGAAGUAG